Hemibagrus wyckioides is the source of this 7259-nucleotide messenger RNA. RefSeq names its product mitogen-activated protein kinase kinase kinase 10 (gene map3k10). The record is from RefSeq and is a predicted model, not a curated record. Bases 1461 to 4613 code for a protein of 1050 amino acids. Gene Ontology annotation, molecular function: protein binding; JUN kinase kinase kinase activity; ATP binding. Gene Ontology annotation, biological process: positive regulation of apoptotic process; protein phosphorylation. NCBI's taxonomy places the organism in Eukaryota, Metazoa, Chordata, Actinopteri, Siluriformes, Bagridae. The transcript is spliced from 11 exons.
CGGUGUAUCUGGAUACAAAGUCAGCUUGAGCUGACAGUCCGAUCCAUGGACACGGAAUACACGGGCUGUGUUUGACAGAAAGAGAAAUACAACCCGGAGACAUUUGGAUCAAACUGGACAGUGCGGAAGAGGCAAGUCACCGGAUUUCGGUCCAGGAAUGAAAACUAAAGCGUCGUAAUGUCACGCCCGAGGCUGCUGUAGUGAUGAUGGACUGCAAAGGCAACCAAGCAACCACAAACAGGGAGAUAUAUAUGGAUCAUAAAACAGGCUUCUAACCCGAGGACUGUGGAUUACAAAUAAAACAACAGGAGGACAAGAGGUUGUUUGUUGUUGUUGUUGGUUUUGUUGUUGUUGUUGUUAUUAUUAUUAUUAUUAUUAUUAUUAUUAUUAUUAUUAUUAUUAUUAUAAGAUGGUGGAAGGAUGCGUCGGAUUGCAGCAUCAGGUCAGAUUUCAUCAUCCUCGACCUAUUACAAGGAAUCAGAAGCGCAAUAAUAUCUCAUUCGAGCGAUAAUAAUAGCACCUGAGCGCCGUUAAAGCCCUAUACAAGAGGCUGCCUCUGUACAGCAGGGAUAUUCCUCUUGAAAUGACUGCAUGGUGACAAUACGGCCAGCCAUGCUACGGCGAAAAAAGAGGACACGGUCUAUGCAGGCAUCUAUGCAAGAUAAAUAAGGUGGAGUUGUGUGUGUCUAGGGUUGGAUGAGGCUUCCCUGGCUUGAAUAAGGAUGGACCUGCAGCCUAUUUACAGAAAUUGCACAGGUACCUGAAUGCUGUGGACCUGUGGACUCUAUAACACUAGCUGUUUACCCAAACCACUUUAAGACUUUAAAAUGGUUUCCACCAUGAUGCAGAAUGGAAAUAUGCAGAUGGAAAGGAAAAGUGUCUGAGUUGAGACAUUCAUAGCAAGAUUAAAAUCCAAUCGCAUACCUGUGUUGCUUGUGAUGGGUAUGUAUGAACAAAAUGAAUGAGUGCGAGGAAAGCGUGUCAUUUCAUGUCACAUCCACCUUACAGAUCUUUACGAUUAAUAGGAAAGAAGAUAUGUGAGAGAUGCAGCCCGUGAUAUUGCUCCAGCGGAGAAAACUAUGGAAAUCUUUUUCAUGCAUCCUUGGAGCUGAAUGAAGCACCGAAAGUGCUGGAUAAUCGCUUAGUAUUUGUCAGAUCCAAAACACUCAAAACACAGGACUGCGAAUUUAAUAGUAGAAAAUCAAGCCACAGCUUUUUUUCAGACACCUGUUUGAAAGUGCCUUUAUAGAUGCUACUACAGAGAGGCUAUUUAAAUUUUGCUGAAAAUAGCUUUCCAGCACAUAAAAGUAGUGCUUUGUCACUUCAGCUGAUUUAACCCUUCCCUCCAGUUAAAAAAGGCCUGCAUUUGGUUGAUGUGUUCUGCAUGGAUUUUGUGCAUGAGUUAACCGAGGUUCUCCUCCAGCUGUUGAAACCGCACCGCUGACUCAGUUCAUUUGGAGAUGGACCCAAAUUCGACACUAAGCAGUAUGGGUAGUGGUGGAAAUGCCACCCCAUUACCGUGCACUGGGUGUGGAGGUUCCUGCGGAGCACCACCCCCAUCCAUUGUGCUAUCUAGCAUGAAUCAGACUGCCUGCCUCACUCAUGCAGAAAACGGCAGCAGCUGGAACUCCUCCACCUUGUCUUCGCUGGUCAGCUCCCCUGAUUCUCACAUCCACCAGCAUCACGGAGCCUCCAAUCCAUACUGGACGGCCGUGUUUGACUAUGAAGCGGCGACGGAAGAGGAGUUGACCCUAAGGCGUGGGGAUCUCCUGGAGGUGCUUUCUAAGGAUUCAAAGGUGUCUGGAGAUGAGGGCUGGUGGACUGGUAAGAUCCAAGACAAGGUGGGCAUAUUUCCUAGCAACUAUGUGACGCGGAGUGACACCACGCUGCCCACUGGAAACUUACUGGUGGGUGGUGAAAGUCCUGUGGAAAUUGACUUCUCGGAGCUGUGUUUGGAAGAGGUUAUAGGAGCAGGAGGCUUUGGGAAAGUGUAUAAAGGCGUAUGGAGGGAUGAGGAGGUGGCUGUGAAAGCGGCACGCCAGGACCCCGAUGAGGACAUCAGCGCUACGGCGGAGAGUGUCAGGCAGGAGGCACGGCUCUUCUGGAUGCUCAGGCACCCCAACAUCAUCGCACUGAAGGGCGUCUGCUUAAAAGAGCCUAACCUUUGCCUUGUAAUGGAAUACGCUCGUGGUGGGGCACUAAACCGGGCACUGGCAGGGAAGAAGGUUCCUCCUCGUGUCCUGGUUAACUGGGCAGUGCAGAUCGCUACUGGCAUGGACUACCUGCACAACCAGACUUUUGUGCCUGUCAUCCACAGGGAUUUGAAGUCCAGUAACAUUCUGAUUCUGGAGCCAGUGGAGAGGGAUGACCUGAGUGGUAAGACACUAAAGAUCACAGACUUUGGGCUGGCACGGGAGUGGCAUCGCACCACAAAGAUGAGUGCAGCGGGCACCUACGCCUGGAUGGCUCCAGAAGUGAUUAAGCUGUCGCUCUUCUCUAAAAGUAGCGAUGUGUGGAGUUUUGGUGUACUGCUGUGGGAGUUGCUGACUGGUGAGGUGCCAUAUCGGGAGAUUGACGCCUUGGCUGUGGCUUAUGGGGUUGCCAUGAACAAACUGACCCUCCCUAUCCCCUCCACCUGCCCUGAAGCCUUUGCUCAACUGUUAGGAGAGUGCUGGAACCCGAACCCUCACAGUCGCCCCUGCUUUAGCAGUAUCCUGAAAAGGUUGCUGGCCAUCGAGCAGUCCUCCAUGUUCCAGAUGCCGCUGGAGUCUUUCCAUUCACUGCAGGAGGACUGGAGGCUGGAGAUCCAGCAGAUGUUUGAUGAGCUGAGGGCCAAAGAGAAGGAGCUGCGUUCUUGGGAAGAGGCGCUGGCUCGGGCUGCGGAGGAACAGAGGACGCAGGAAGAGCUGUUGAAGAGACGUGAGCAAGAAUUAGCCGAGCGGGAGAUCGACAUCGUGGAGAGAGAGCUGAACAUCAUAAUCCACCAGAUGUACCAGGAGAAACCACACGUCAAAAAGCGCAAGGGACACUUCAAGAAGAGCCGGCUUCUCAAACUGGGCCGAGACAGCAACUGUAUCAGCCUGCCCUCUGAUUUUGAGCAUAAGAUCACAGUGCAGGCUUCUCCCGGUGUGGAUAAGAGGAAAAGUCAGGGCAGUGACAGCACCACUCCACCGGCCAGUCCGGGUGUUAUACCUCGCCUCAGAGCCAUUCGAUUGACCCCGAGUGACGGAAGGAACACUUGGGGCCGUACAGCGGUGUGUAAGAAAGAAGACCUGGCAGGGACUAAAAAGAAGGGCCGUACCUGGGGUCCUAGCUCCACCCACCAGCGAGAGAGGGUCGGAGGAGAAGAGAGGUUAAAGUCACUUGGAGAGGGUAAGGUGUGGUCCUCCAGCGCGCCUAAUCUGGGAAAAUCCCCCAAACAUGUUCCUAUAACUGGUGGCUUCUCCAGUCUCAAUGAGAUGGAGGAACAGUGUGAGCUCGAGGAGCGAAUGGCUCCGGAGGGAAGUAGCAACGGUGCGACGGAGGAUGCCAGCCACGCAUGGACGGGUGUAGGGCCUGGAGUGGGUUCCCAGGAUUCUUUGCGGCGCUGCAAUCAGAGGAAGAAGAGUGACAUGGUACUGCUAGGCUGUGCCUCCAUCUUGGCUGCCGUGGGUUUUGGCUCGGAUCUGCUCCAGCUGGGGAAACUGCAGGUAAGUCAGGAUGAACAGGAUUCACGUGAGGAGAAAAAAAAGAAGGAAGGUCUGUUUCAGCGCACCGGCCGAUUCCGGCGUAGCACCUCACCCCCAAGCCGUACACUGUCCCUGUCUCUGUCUCACAACCGCCAUCACCAUGAGUCUGCACUACCCUGCCUGGACCCCUCUCCUUCUGUCACACUCCUGUCCCUCUCCUCUCUUUCUGACUGCAACUCCACCAAAUCCCUGCUGCCCUCAGACCCGGACGAUCUGAUCCCAAGUCCGAGCAGCACCAUGCCCUGUCCAGCACCCGCUCUAAACCCCCUGCUGGACCUGCGAGCAGAGAGUUUCAAACGAGAGCCCAACCAGUCGCUCACACCCACCCACGUCUCCGCCGCCAUGGCUGUGAACCGCGGGCACCGGCGUACGCCGUCUGACGGUGCCAUCAGACCUCGUGCACAGACAGUGACAGGGCACCAACGCACACCCUCGGACGGCUGCAUGCCAAUUCCUCCCAUUACGCCCACUAACACAGCACACACAGGUUCUCGUGACACUCUAGACAUCCCUCGUCUCCCGGACCCGUCCACAAUCUACCCCGCAGCGCAUCGACGUAAAGCUCCUCCUCUUUCUUCAGAAUUUCAGUCCGGAACCCUCGAGCGGCCUAAGACAUUAGAGUUUGCCCCGCGUCCUCGUCCCACCCCCGCCCGAGCGCGUCCAGACCCGUGGAAGCUGUCGUCAUUGUCGCGGACGCUCAGCUCAUCACCAGGGAGCAGCUGUGACAGUCCACUAGGCUCUGGAGACAGCGGGGUCAGUGCAGGAGCCACCGCUGGCCGCCAAACUCUCCUGGACAUGGACAUGGAGGGCCAGAGCCAGGACAGCACGGUGCCUCUAUGUGGGGAGCACUCCCAAGCCACACUGUGUGGGCAGCAUUUCUCAUAAAAUCCCAGGAAACCUCUGUUAUAACCAGGGCAUCUGGCCUCAUUUUCAUGGCCAGCAUAUUCCCUAGAGCUAGGAAUCUCCUAGCUCUGUCCUGCAUAUCUCAUGGAGGCCAUCGUGGAUGGUGUCUCUAUUAGACCGAAUAUCCCAGAAACCACGACGAUCCCUCACAGUGUGAGAGUGUGAGAUAAGUACUCAGCAGCAAAAAAACAACAAAAUCACCUGGAGCGCUGUGGAUUAUUUUUCAUAGCCACUGCAGUGAAGCGCAGUCUCCAAGCUGCGGCACUUUUAUGAGCUCCAUAAAAGUAAAGGUCAAAUCCAACUGCUUGCAUCAUUCCCCCUAUAGAUUGUUCAAUAAAACUCUCUCUUUUUUUAAAUAACCAGGUAAUAUAUAUGUGAUGAAUUGCAUUAGCAAAGCCAUUCCUUUGAUACGGUAUUUUCUGGACAAUAGGUUGCCCAUCAUAAAAAGUAUAAAAAAUAUAUAAAUAUAUAUGUAUUCAGUUUUGCUAUUAAUUAUUCACAAGAAUUAUUCUAUUAUUUAUUAUAAAUCAAAAAAUAAAAAUAAAUAAAUAACCGUAGUCCUUCUAAAAAAAAACAAUAUGAUUACAGCCUGCUUUAGCUUUUGUCCCUUUAAAGUUACUGAAAGGCCAGGGCUGUAUUAAGGUUUUUUUAUUAUUAUUUUAAUUUUUUAUUUAUUUUUUUAAAUCUUUGCUACACUCCUGAUUCCUCUGUCUGGGCUGCUGGAGUCAUUAUAUAGCAAUUACAUGCUUGAAUCCUUGUAGAAUAUCUCCGUCAUGCGACAUUCAAAAUACCGCAUCACGCAGGAAUGAUGUAUUACAUUUAAUCCAGUAACUAUGGAGGCUGAUUUUAUUUUUUCUCAGCCUUUUUGGGGGAAAAAACGCAGAAAAAAAAUUCUACCUUUUCUUACAGGAGCUCUAAAGGCUGGGUAAAGCUAAUAAUUUAUUACACUAAAUUUACUUUUUAUUUCCUAAUUUCUUUAUUUUGUUGCUUAUGUAAAAAAAAAUUGUCCAUUAUUUAUUAAAUAUUUUCUCUCCUUUUUUUUUCUUUUUUUUUUUUCAUAUUUUAUGAAUUCAGUUGCAUUUGAUAUCACUUUGGAUAUCAUGAUUCAAUGAAUCUAAAUCCUAUUUUGAAAAUAUGGUAAUAUUUGGUAAUUUGGUAAUAUUUCGCUCCCUAAUUGAAAGCUUUUAAGAUGUCAGUAUGGUUUUUUUUUCGCACAUUAAUUUGCAUAGAAAUAGAUUUUCCCAUGCUUAUUUUUACAGUUACAAAUUGACCAAUACAUGUUUAGGGGCGGAGUCUUGUGAAUGGUUUUAGUGGCUGAAAUCUGCCAUAAGAACAUGUUUAACAUGUAUAACACUCAAAUAUUUGGAUUUUUAAAUUAUGCCAAUUACAAUACACCAUAGCUGGCUGUGUUAUAACUAGAUUCUAAAAUAAUAAUAAUAAUAAUAAUAAUAAUAAUAGGAGAACAAUGUGGGGCUUAUAGUCCAGAAAAUUCAGUCUAAGCAUAUGUUUUAUUCUUCUGUUUUUGAGGAGAAGACUGACCAUCUCAGGCUCUCUGCAGAUCCUAAUCAGAAAGCAGGAGCUGUUUUAAUGUGAAGGCCUUGUUUAUCAGCAAAUCCUGAUGUAUAGUACAUAUUGCCUGUAUGUGUGUAAGUAUGUAAGCAAGAGUGUGUGCAUGUGUCUUUCCAUGAGGACGUGUCAUAGAACUGGUCUCAUCAGCUGAUUCCGGUUGAAAUGCGCUCUCACUUCCACUUUCCUCAGUAAACAGGACCAUUGUGAGCAUGAAGGAAUAAAGGAAAGGACUUUUAUGGUCAAAUGAGGGUCUCCGUCCAAUUGCAAUAAAAAAAACAACAAAAACGAACCGUACCGUACCGUACUACCUGUAUUCAAACAUUCACGCUUGUUUACCUCUCCAGUCAAGACUAUGGAAGAUCUUCCCUCGCCCGCACACUGAUCCGAGAUAAAGGAACUGUGACAUGCUGUGUGUGGUGUUUUUCUUUAUUUUCAUGCUCUAUGAGAGAAGGAUACGUGAUGACAUCAUUCCAUUCAGAACAAGGAGCCCUUAACCUUGUGUUUAUGACGUUGAAUUGUAUGAAGCCAGAACACACUUUUACGCACGAAGGUUCAACCUGGUAAUCGACAGUAUUUUUUCCACUGUCUGCCGGCGAGGGUGUGUGUGUGCGUGUGUGUGCGUGUGUGCGGGCGUGCAUGCGUGCGUGCGUGCGUGUGUGUGUGCGUGUGUGUGUUUGCGUGUUCUUAUUGUUAUCAUUUGUAUGGGGUGACUCUGUGGAGGGAUGAGCCACAAAGCCGUCCCCUAUUUCCUGUGUGAAAAGAACGAAGAGUAUUUAUUAAAAUUAUUGUUAUGAUUGAAGGAGUGAUGGAUUAUUACUAUUAUUCGUUAUCAGUUCUUUUUUAUUCGUUAAGUGGUUUCAAACAAACAAAGCCAAAUCAGUAAACAUCCCAUAAGGGUUAAAUACACAAAGCAGACACGUUAUUUUAAUUAGAAAUAGCUGAUCAGGAUUUUAGAUGAGAGCAUAUCAAGUGCAUUGUUCUGCAUUUGAUCGUUAGCUGUAGGAGAUUUAGACUAGGUUUGGAUUAAGAGCAUUUGACCUGGAGUGUUAAAAAUGAGAC